AUGUUGGCUGGUGAGGAGACCAGUAUAGAAAUAGUGCAGCGAUGGUUACAAAGGCGCGGGAGCGACGAAGUGGAGACAGGCAGUUCGAGCGGAUCACCUGGGGCGCGCGCUGGCCGCCGCUCCUCACUUGCACUCACUCCUGAAGAUGAACCACUAGUCGAUAUCGCCGUAAGUGCUUUUACUGCAUACCUAGUUGCAUAG
Leptosia nina is the source of this 201-nucleotide messenger RNA. The record is from the annotation of a GenBank genome assembly. NCBI's taxonomy places the organism in Eukaryota, Metazoa, Arthropoda, Insecta, Lepidoptera, Pieridae.